AUUUAAAAAGGCGGGGAGUGUCUGGGUGGCUCGUUGGUUGAGCAUCCAACUUCGGCUCAGGUGUUGAUCUCAUGGUGUGAGUUUGAGCCGCGUGGGGCUCUGUGCUGACAACUCAGAGCCUGGAGCCUGCUUUGGAUUCUGUAUCCCUCUCUCUCCACCCCAUCCCUGCUUGUGCUCUCUCUCUUUCAAAAAUGAAUAAACAUUUAAAAAAAAUUUUUUUUAAGUUUGUGAAUUGUAGUUUUCCUUAUGUUACUGACUUUUAACUUCAUCCCCAUUGGUCAGAGAAGAUACUUAAAUGGUAUCUUUUUUUUUUAAGUUUAUUUAUUUAUGUUGUGAGGGACAGAGACAGCGUGAGUGGGGAAGGGGUGGGGUGGAGAGAGAAUCCCAAGCAGGCUCUGCACUCUGUGCAGAGCUGGAUGCGGGACUUGAACUCAUGAAACCGCAAGAUCAUGCAUGACCUGAGACAAAACCAAGAGUCUGAUGUUUAACCAACAGCCACCCAGGUGCCCCAGUAUCUUUUUAUAUCUAUUGAGACCUAUUUGUGGUUUAACAAAUGGUCCAUCCUGGAGACUAGUCCGGGUGCACUUGAGAAAAUGUGAUUCUGCUACUUUUGCAUAGAGUGUUCUGUUUGUGUCUAUUAGAUCUCUAAUUGUGUUAAGCUAUUUCCUUUUAUUCUGUCUGGUUGACCGAUUAUUGAAAGUGGGGUUUGAAAUUUCCAGUUAUUAGAGAACUGUUGAUUUUUCUCUUCACAUUUUCAGUUUUUGCUUCAUAUAUUUUGAGAAUCUGUUAUUAGGUGCUUAAUAUUUAUGAUUUAUCUUCUUGCUGUAUAUUUUGAACCUUUUAGUUAAUAUCUGAUGUCAUCCUUUGUCUUUCAUAAACUUUGGACUCAAAGUCUGUUUUGUCUGAGGGGUGCCUGGGUGAUUCAGUUGGUUAAGCAUCCGACUCUGAAUUUCGGCUCAGGUCAUGAUCUCACGGUUCAUGAGUUCGAGUCCCACAUCGGGCUCUGCACUGACUGCAGAACCUGCUUGAGAUUCUCACUCUCUCCCUCUUUCUCUGCCCCUUCCCCACACGCGUGUGCGUGCAGUCAUUCUCUCUCAAAAAUAAACAUUAAAAAAAAGUCUAUUUUGUCAGAUAUUAAUCUAGCACCUCAGCUUUCAUUUGGUUACUAUUUGCAUGGAAUAUCUUUUCUGUCUUUUCACUUUCAACCUAUUUGUGUCUUUGGAUCUAAAGUGAGUCUCUUUAAACAUAUACAGCUUAUACAGUUAUACAACAUAUACACAGCAUAUACAGUUGAUACUUGAAUGGCAUGGUGGGUUGGGGCACCAACUCCAUGCACUGAUGAAAAUCCAUGUAUAAUUUUUAAAUCCCCAAAACUUAACUACUAAUAGCCUACUGUUGACUGGAAGCCUCACUGACAACUGAAAAAGUCAGCACAUAUUUUGUAUAUGUAUUAUAUGCUGCUGUAUUCUUUUUUUUUUAAUGUUCAUUUUUGAGAGAGAGUGUGAGCAGGUGAGGGGCAGAGAGAAGAGGGAGACAGCAAAUCUAAAGCAGGCCCCGUGUGGUCAGUGCAGAGCCUGAUGUGAGACGAUCAUGACCUGAGCUGAAACAGGCUGCUUAACCAACUGAACUACCCAGGCACUCCAGUAUAUACUGUAUUCUUAAGGACGAGGUACUACUAUAACUACACAGUUUGGUAGCAAAAGGAUCUAUUUACUGGGCCCUCUUGACAUAGAGAUGUGGGGGGAUUCUCGAUCUGCUAACAGAACAGGACCUUUUCGUGGGAGCCAAGAAGAAAGGUUUGCUCCCGGGUGGAACAGGGAUUAUCCUCCUCCUCCCCUUAAGAGUCAUGCUCAAGAGAGACACUCUGGCAACUUUCCUGGCAGAGAUUCACUUCCCUUUGAUUUCCAGGGGCAUUCGGGGCCUCCCUUUGCAAAUGUAGAGGAGCAUUCUUUCAGCUAUGGCGCUAGAGACGGACCGCAUGGUGACUAUCGAGGAGGGGAGGGACCUGGACAUGAUUUCAGGGGGGGAGAUUUUUCAUCUUCUGAUUUCCAGAACAGAGAUUCAUCACAGUUGGACUUCAGGGGUAGGGACAUACAUUCUGGGGAUUUUCGGGAUAGAGAAGGACCACCUAUGGACUAUAGGGGUGGAGAUGGUACUUCUAUGGAUUAUAGAGGUAGGGAGACAUCUCACAUGAACUACAGAGACAGGGAUGCUCACACUGUUGACUUCAGAGGUAGGGAUGCUCCUUCAUCUGACUUCAGGGGCCGGGGCACUUAUGAUUUAGAUUUCAGAGGCCGGGAUGGAUCCCAUGCAGAUUUUAGGGGAAGAGAUUUGUCGGAUUUGGAUUUCAGGGCCAGAGAUCAGUCCCGUUCUGAUUUUAGGAAUAGAGAUGUAUCUGAUUUGGACUUCAGGGACAAAGACGGAACACAGGUGGACUUUAGAGGCCGAGGUUCAGGUACUAGUGAUCUAGACUUUAGGGACAGGGAUACGCCACACUCAGAUUUCAGAGGUAGACACCGGUCCAGGACUGAUCAGGAUUUUAGGAGCAGAGAGGUGGGACCUUGUAUGGAGUUUAAAGAUAGGGAGAUGCCCUCUGUGGAUCCAAAUAUUUUGGAUUACAUACAACCCUCUACACAAGAUAGAGAACAUUCUGGUAUGAACGUGAACAAGAGAGAAGAAUCCACACAUGACCAUACAACAGAAAGGCCUGCUUUUGGCAUUCAGAAAGGAGAAUUUGAACAUUCAGAAACAAGAGAAGAAGAAAAACAAGAUGUAGCCUUUGAACAUGAGUCUUCAUCGGACUUUCAGAACAGCGAAAGUCCACUUCAAGACCAAGACAAGUCACAGCUUUCUGGAGGUGAGCAACAGAGUUCAGAUGCUGGUGUGUUUAAAGAAGAAGGUGGUCUGGACUUUCUUGGCCGGGAAGACACUGAUUACAGAAGCAUGGAGUACCGUGAUGUGGAUCACAGGCUGCCAGGAAGCCAAAUAUUUGCCUAUGGCCAGAGCAAGUCUUUUCCAGAGGGCAAAACUUCCCGAGAUGCCCAACGGGACCUUCAGGAUCAAGAUUAUAGGACUGGCCCAAGUGAGGAGAAACCAAGCAAGCUUAUUCGAUUAAGCGGGGUGCCUGAAAAUGCCACAAAAGAAGAGAUUCUUAAUGCCUUUCGGACUCCUGAUGGCACGCCUGUAAAGGACUUGCAGUUGAAGGAGUAUAACACAGGUUACGACUAUGGCUAUGUCUGCGUGGAGUUUUCACUCUUGGAAGAUGCCAUCGGAUGCAUGGAGGCCAACCAGGGAACUCUAAUGAUCCAUGACAAAGAGGUCAUCCUUGAGUAUAUAUCAGGCCCGGACUUUUGGUACUGCAAACGGUGUAAGGCCAGCGUAGCUGGGUACCGAUCUUCAUGUUCACUCUGCAAGUGCCCAAGGGAAGUGACAGAGGCCAAGCAAGAAUUAGUAACCUAUCCUCAGCCUCAGAAAACAUCCAUACCAGCAGCAUCAGAAAAACAACCCAACCAGUCUCCAAGGUCAGGUGAUAAAGAAUCUGAACCCAAAAAGCGGGAAGAAGGACAAGAACCACGCUUGGGACAUCAAAAGAGAGAAGCAGAAAGAUACCUGCCUCCUUCUCGAAGGGAAGGGCUUACCUUCCGAAGAGACCGAGAGAAGGAGCCAUGGUCUGGGGAGACACGCCAGGAUGGGGAGAGCAAAACAAUCAUGCUAAAACGCAUCUAUCGGUCUACUCCACCUGAGGUCAUAGUGGAAGUGCUAGAGCCCUACGUCCGCCUUACUACUGCCAAUGUCCGUAUCAUCAAGAACAGAACCGGCCCCAUGGGCCACACUUACGGCUUUAUUGACCUUGACUCCCAUGCGGAAGCUCUUCGUGUAGUGAAGAUCUUACAGAACCUUGAUCCGCCAUUUAGUAUCGAUGGGAAGAUGGUAGCUGUAAACUUGGCCACUGGAAAACGAAGAAAUGAUUCUGGGGACCAUUCUGACCACAUGCACUACUAUCAGGGUAAAAAGUAUUUCCGAGAUAGGAGAGGAGGAGGCAGAAAUUCAGACUGGUCUUCAGAUACAAAUCGACAAGGACAACAGUCAUCAUCUGACUGCUACAUAUAUGAUUCUGCUACUGGCUACUAUUAUGACCCUUUGGCAGGCACUUAUUAUGACCCCAACACUCAGCAAGAAGUCUAUGUGCCCCAGGACCCUGGGUCACCUGAAGAAGAGGAGAUCAAGGAAAAGAAAUCCACCAUUCAAGGAAAGUCAAGUAGCAAGAAGGAGGCAUCUAAAAGAGAUGGCAAGGAGAAAAAAGACCGAGGAGUGACAAGGUUUCAGGAAAAUGCCAGUGAGGGGACAGUCCCCCCAGAGGACGUCUUUAAGAAGCCCCUGCCUCCCACUGUGAAGAAAGAAGAGAGUCCUCCACCACCUAAGGUGAUAAACCCACUCAUUGGCCUCCUGGGUGAAUAUGGAGGAGACAGUGACUACGAAGAGGAAGAGGAGGAGGAACAGACCCCUCCUCCACAGCCCCGCACAGCACAGCCCCCACAAAGGGAGGAACUGACCAAGAAGGAGAACGAAGAAGACAAACUCACUGAUUGGAAUAAACUGGCUUGUCUGCUCUGCAGAAGGCAGUUUCCCAACAAAGAAGUUCUGAUCAAACACCAGCAGCUCUCAGACCUGCACAAGCAAAACCUGGAAAUCCAUCGGAAGAUAAAACAGUCUGAGCAGGAACUAGCCUAUCUAGAAAGGAGGGAACAGGAGGGAAGGUUUAAAGAAAGAGGAAAUGAUCGCAGGGAAAAGCUCCAAUCUUUUGACUCUCCAGAAAGGAAGCGAAUUAAAUACUCCAGGGAAACUGACAGUGAUCGUAAACCUGUUGGUAAAGAAGGUAUUGACAGUAGCAACAAAGGAGGCUGUGUCCAACAGACCACUGGCUGGAGGAAGGGGGCAGGCCUUGGAUAUGGCCAUCCUGGAUUGGCUUCAGCAGAGGAGACUGAAGGCCGGAUGAGGGGGCCCAGUGUAGGGGCUCCAGGAAGAACCAGCAAGAGACAGUCCAACGAGACUUACCGAGACGCUGUGCGAAGAGUCAUGUUUGCUCGGUAUAAAGAACUAGAUUAAAGAAUGGAGGAGAGGCAAGUCCCAUAGGACACAACCUCCUUCUUGUUUUGUUUGUCCGUCUCCUUUUGUUUUGUUACUGUUCUUGCUGCUAGAACUUUUUUAAAUAAACUUUUUUUCAAUGUGA
Messenger RNA from Panthera uncia (snow leopard), 5230 nucleotides. It is a transcript of the gene RBM6, whose product is annotated as RNA binding motif protein 6. The transcript is spliced from 21 exons. Gene Ontology annotation, cellular component: nucleus. The coding region runs from base 1735 to 5106 and encodes 1123 amino acids. Gene Ontology annotation, biological process: mRNA splicing, via spliceosome. NCBI's taxonomy places the organism in Eukaryota, Metazoa, Chordata, Mammalia, Carnivora, Felidae. The record is from RefSeq and is a predicted model, not a curated record. Gene Ontology annotation, molecular function: RNA binding.